GCACCUUUGGGGAGCGAGUACCCGAUUUUGACAGUGUGGCUGUCACAGCCGGGUGCCCACUGUGCAUGUGCAAGAAGAGCUGCACUUUGUGAAUGGCCCUGUAGUCUUCUGGAACCUGCCACGUGUACCAGAAGACUACGGGUGGGGGGGGGGACAACUUCCGCUUCCGAUCUCCUAGGCGAUCACAGCGGAAGUGGGAGUGGGUACCUGUCAAAUACGGGUACCCGCUCCUCAAAGGUGCCAAUCCUUAAUGGGGAGCGGGGGACAAAGGCUUAAAGUGGAACUUCCCCUUUUGGGUGGAGGUCCGC
Staurois parvus is the source of this 308-nucleotide messenger RNA. NCBI's taxonomy places the organism in Eukaryota, Metazoa, Chordata, Amphibia, Anura, Ranidae. The record is from the annotation of a GenBank genome assembly.